GCUAAUGAUAUGAGUAGGAAAGGUCCUACUUUGAAUAUCCUCCCAAGCCGCCUCUGAAUACUAUACUCUGAUACUCUGUAUUUGUAAUUGUUGUAUAUAUACCCGAAGCUGGGAGCUCAAUAUACAGAAAUCGCAGAUUCACAGAAUUCUUUACCCUGCUCCUCUCUGUUCUUUCGUCAUUCACAUUCAUACAAAUCGAAGGAGGAAGACGAUUAAGAUUUCGGUCAAACAAAGUCAAACCCAAAAAAAAGCUGAAUAAAUUCCAAGAACUGAGGGAGUGGUCGGGGGAUGGAGCCGGCGGAUCUGGGGAUAUUACGAGGUAGUAGUAGUAGUAGUAUUAGGGGCAGCCUGAGAGGGAGCAGCAAUUCCAUUUGGAGGAACACUGGGGCUGAAGUGUUCUCGCGAUCAUCGCGCGACGAGGAUGACGAAGAGGCGCUCAAAUGGGCCGCGCUGGAGAAACUCCCGACCUUCGACCGCCUCAGGCGCGGCCUGCUUUUCGGACCCGGUGAUGGACCGGUUUCCGAGGUUGAUAUCAACAAUCUCGGAUACCAGGAAAGGCAGGCCUUGCUUGGUAGGCUCGUCAAGGUUGCUGAUGAAGACAAUGAGAAGUUCUUGAUCAAGCUCAAGGAUAGAAUUGAUAGAGUUGGGAUUGAUAUGCCAACCAUAGAAGUGAGGUUUGAGAAUUUGAAUAUAGAGGCUGAUGCCUAUGUGGGAAGUAGAGCUUUGCCUACUUUCAUCAACUUCACUACCAACUUCAUCGAGGCUUUCAUGGGCCUCUGCGAGCACCUCCGAAGGGUGGAUCAAAUGAGGGAGGCCAAGGGUGCCGUCGAGGGGGAGGCUGCCCUCCUCAGGAAGAAACUCGCUGAAGCCGAGGACUCUCUACGGCUGGCCACCGACGGCAUGGAGCAGAGGUUGCAGGCAGCAAGGGCCGAAGGGGUCAAUGAGGGGCUAGCCAGGGCCGGGGAGGCCGCCGCCGAGGCCGCCCGUAUCGCUGCCGAUGAAGCCCGCGCGGCUCAAGAAGAGGCCGUCUCCAAGGCCCGAGAGAAUGCGGUGGCCAGCUUCGUGGCCGAGGGGUGGAAGGCCGAAGACCGGAGGGAGUGGCUGGCUUCGGUGGUGGGGGCUUCAGUAGAUGAGUGGGUCGGGGGCCCCGGGAAGAUGUGGCUUGCUGAGAGGGGCGACUCGUACUACCAAGGCGGGGAGUUCUUCACCCAACGCCUCAUCUACCGGAAGCUUGCGAAGCACUUCCAGGUGGCACCGGAGGAGUUCCGUCCCGAGGCUUAUGGCCUCCCCCCCCCCCCGCCAGCCAGAUGUAAGGAUCCCGCUCCCCGAGGGGGAAGAGAGACCGGUUCUUGAAGACUCGGAGACCCUCCGGGAGUGCGGCCUUGGUGGUGAAGAGGAUGAAGCCGAGAGUGAGGCGAUAUCUACAGUUCCCCCCUCUUAAAUUGUACUUCCCCCUUUUGGUGUUGUAAUUUGUUGGCCUCGGCCCCCUUUG
Molecule: messenger RNA, 1492 nt
Organism: Cuscuta europaea
Lineage: Eukaryota; Viridiplantae; Streptophyta; Magnoliopsida; Solanales; Convolvulaceae
Source: the annotation of a GenBank genome assembly